AUGGUAACUGAUCCAACUUGGCGCGCGCAAGGCGAAGCCAAGCGUCAAUCUAUUCUGGACGCCAUUCCCGAGAAAUGGCGGAUCCCAAUCCCUAUACCUUCGCCCGCUGAGCAGCGAGAUGUGACUGGUGCCUACAUCCGACGCUAUUUGAACGACCGCGAGGUCGAAAUCACUGAAACCGAUGCCGUGGACAUUGUUGCGCAAACGAUCUCUGGUCGUUGGACUGCUGUCGAAGUCGCCAAGGCUUUUUGUCAUCGUGCUGCACUUGCACACCAACUGGUCAGCUGCUUACAUGAGAUCUUCUUCGACGCAGCAAUCGAAGAUGCGAAAAAGUUAGAUGCCUACUUCAUUGAACACAAAGCGCCCGUCGGUCCCCUACAUGGUCUCCCCGUUUCCCUGAAAGACCAGUUCCACAUUAAGGGUGUCGACACUACAAUGGGCUAUGUAGGCUGGAUCGGUACUUUCCAAGGUCAACAAGAUGACCAGCGGCGAGGCGUAUUCGAAAGCGAACUCGUCAAAGAGUUACGGAAUUUAGGUACAGUGCUUUACUGCAAAACCAGUGUACCGGCUACAUUGAUGGCUGGAGAAACAGUCAACAAUAUAAUCGGGAACACAUGGAACCCCAAAAAUCGGCACCUUUCCUGUGGUGGUAGCUCUGGUGGCGAAGGGGCUCUCAUUGCUCUGCGUGGAUCGCCUGGUGGAUUUGGUACUGAUAUUGGGGGUAGUAUUCGCGUUCCUGCGGGAUUCAACUUUCUGUAUGGAUUGCGGCCUUCUUCGGGCAGAAUGCCUUAUGAAGGAACUGCGAAUUCUAUGGAUGGACAGAGUACAAUUUUGUCUGUCAUUGGGCCUCUUGCCCCGAGUGCUAGGACAUUGACGCUGCUAUUCAAGAGCGUUCUCAGUCAGCAGCCUUGGUAUCAGGAUCCGCUGGUUUUGGAAAUCCCAUGGCGGAAUGGGAUCGUUCGGCAGACCCGUGAGUUUAUUGAACAAUCGAGAAGGGGUGUUUCAGCACUCGCGUUUGCAAUUAUGCCCUUCGAUUCAGUUGGACGCCUUCAUCCUCCCGUUGCGAGGGGCUUGAAGAUUGUUGAGCAGACUCUGAAGACGCUAGGUCACAAAGUCAUCGUUUGGAAUCCUCCUUCACAUGUUCCGGCACAUGAGCUAGCGGGCAAUGCAUUCCAACUAGAUGGCGGCACAGACAUCAAAUAUCAGUUUGACCUUUCAGGAGAGGUCCAAGCACAUCAGGUGUUCAUCAGACAGGACGGCACAGAGAGUGUCGCAUCGGAGAUCGCCGCACUGAACGUGACUAAGCGCGAGUAUCAGAAGAGAUACAUGGAUUACUGGAACAGUACCGCAGAGCUUACUGAUACUGGACGCCCUGUCGACGCCCUGAUCUGUCCGCUUGCACCGCAUGCAGCUGUUAUACCUACGCAGUAUGAGCAUGUUGGAUAUACUGCCUUCGUGAACGUCCUAGAUUAUACGAGCGUUUCAAUCCCUGUGACAUUUGCGGACAAGACCAUCGAUGUCCUCCCUCCGGAUAAAUCUCAUGAUAUGAUCGAGGGUUAUAUUAAUUGGGAUUAUGAUGCUGAUACCUAUGACGGCGCCCCUGUUGGUGUUCAGCUCGUUGGCCGUCGAUUGCAAGAGGAGAAGAUGUUGACUCUUGCGCAAUAUAUUGGAGAAGAGGUUGCUAGGGGUGUUGGACGGACACGAUGA
Molecule: messenger RNA, 1707 nt
Organism: Penicillium lagena
Lineage: Eukaryota; Fungi; Ascomycota; Eurotiomycetes; Eurotiales; Aspergillaceae
Exons: 4
Coding region: 1-1707 (568 amino acids)
Source: RefSeq, a predicted model, not a curated record